Messenger RNA from Setaria italica (foxtail millet), 1210 nucleotides. RefSeq lists its product as uncharacterized. The transcript has 5 exons. The coding region runs from base 155 to 748 and encodes 197 amino acids. The record is from RefSeq and is a predicted model, not a curated record. Lineage: Eukaryota; Viridiplantae; Streptophyta; Magnoliopsida; Poales; Poaceae.
GUAAACCCAGCCUCUCUCCUCUCCGCCGCCUCCGCUCCAGCGCAGCCAUUUCAUUCCAUUUCGGUUUCACGCCGCCACCGCCUGGCCUCCUCGCGCGCUGGCCGAUCCGUCCCAUUCCGCCGCCGCUGCCCCCUGACGCGGCGCGCCCGCGGGCAUGGAGCGCGCCGGCGGCGAGGCGGGCGCCCCCGCUCCGGCGCCGACGGCGGCCGCGGCAGCGGGGGCAGGAGGAGGGCCGGCCAAGGGGAGGUCGUGCAAGGGCUGCCUCUUCUACUCGUCGGUGCUCCGGUCGCGAGCGCGCGGCCCCGUCUGCGUCGGCGUCACCCGCGCCCUUCCCCAAGUUUCUGAGCGUAUGAUUGGGGAAAUUGAACUGGAAGCUAUCCAAGAAGGUCGCAACCUUUCGGAUUUCAAAUAUGCAUGCGUUGGCUAUUCAGUGUACCUAGAUGACAAGGAAACUUCUAUGGGGGUACGAGAGAAGAAAGCACAUGCACAGCUACCUGUUUGUGUUGGAGUCGAGCUAUUAGCAGAUAGAAGAGCCCCAGUGAAGAAAGGCUCACCUCACAAUAAGAAAGAAGUUCCUCAACCACAUCGGUACAAACCAGGGCAUGCAGGAGACGAUUUCAUAACUAAAUUUCAGCGGAAUGCUGGGCUUGUUGCUAAUGGUGUGGCUAAGAACCUGAAUAGAGUUGGGACCUACAUCAAAGACACUGUGGGUGAUGUGAUGUACCCAAACCGCAAGCGUCCCAAGUAGAACAUAGGUCUGCAUAGACAACCAGGCCUAGACAUUAGAGAACCAAGGGGAGUCUGUGGUCGAUUACUCCCCAAGACACCUGGCAUAGAAGUAGCGUAAUGUUGGUUUCAGAAGCUAUAGAAAAUUGCUGCGAGAUUUCAGUGCUAGGAAAAUAGCCACUCGAAUGUUGAUACGGUAUUUCAUUAGCUGUUGGGGCAUGGUAUCUUGUUUUUCCCCAAGCCCAACCGCCUCACCCCACCCAUUGUUGUUUCACAGGGUUCCUCCAGUAGUGUACAGGAUGUCAUGUAAUAAGACACAAAACAGCCCCAAAUUGUGCCUUUUUAGAGUAGCAUCAGAGUAUGCAUCGAGAGUCCGAAUGAUGUAUGUUCUUGGAGCAUUACAGUAUGUGUGGAAACACAGGAUGCGCGAAUUGACAUCUUUUUCUUUCCUAUUUGCCUUUUAAUUUCGAUGAUUGUGUGUUAU